AGGCACACUCUUGAGUUUAGUUUUGAAAAAGUCUGUUUCGGCCACCAGCUGCAGCGACGUCGCCAGCAGAACUAGAAGAUUACCUUUCGAAUGUUCGAAAUAAACAAUAACAAGCUAAGUUACUUGGCCGAAGUCCAAAGCCCAUGUUUGGCGCUUUUCUUUCUUUGCUGUUGUUACGUUUGAGAGCUUCUCUCUCAUCAGCUUUUUCUUUCAAUAGUAAUAAGUACAGUACUGUAUUUGGAAUCCAGCUCAGUAUCUGUGCAUCUGUCAACAAUGGAGUCAGCGUCGAGUCGCAUUCUUGACGCCUGCGAUUUUGCUGCAAUCAAGCACCGCGAUCAGAGACGCAAAGACCCCUGCAAAACUCCAUACAUCAACCAUCCCAUAGGAGUGGCCCAGAUACUUUCAAACGAAGCCGGAGUGGAUGACAUUGCAGUGCUCCAAGCUGCGCUUUUGCAUGACACGGUUGAAGACACUGAUUGCACAUUUGAGGAGCUCGAGGCAAAAUUUGGUGACGAGGUGUGUAAGAUCGUGCGUGAAUGCAGCGAUGACAAGGCCCUGCCGAAGGCCGAGCGAAAGCGUCUACAGAUCGAGCAUGCGCCGCACGCCAGCCGGGAGGCGAAGCUGGUCAAGCUGGCCGACAAGCUGUACAACCUGCGCGACCUGGAGAAGAGCACGCCGGAAGGCUGGAGCGAGCAGCGCGUCCAGGACUACUUCCACUGGUCAGCAGCUGUUGUUGCGGGCCUGCGAGGGGUCAAUGCAGUGCUAGAAUCUUAUUUGGAUGAGAUUUUCAAACGCCAUGGUGCUCUGUGAAUAAUCUCACACCCGUCCCUCUUUAGUCUCCCUCCUUAGAAGCCAAAUAAAUAGCAGUUGCUUUUACAUAGUAUAGGCUUUUUGUACUCUUCUAUUUUUCAUGUACAGUGAAAACAUCGGCGUGGAGAAAAAAUUCAUGCAUGUGCACUGGUAUUUUCACCUUCUUGUUUUGUCCUUCGGUGCAGUCGUGGCCAUGGACUCUGUUCCCUGUGUUGCAGAUUUCUUAUCAUCAUCUGGCACGUUUUUAGUGACAGCAGCAGCAGCCUACCGGUUUGUGUUGGUUGUGCCGUGAUUUGUUUCGGCAUGUACCACUCAAGUACUUAUGUAAACAGACGACGAGGAAAAAUGAGUAUAGCUUCCACACGUCGAUUCAGCUUGUCCUAUUGAUUGCAUAAUUAUGUGUUUCUUUUUCUUUUCUUGAAGUCAACCAACGGGACGUAGUGUUCGUCCGUAUUGGAAAAGCUGUUAGCAGCAACGGCACCCAUCUUUUGCUCUUUUUCUCCAGUGCUCACUACAAGUACUGUAGUAAUAUUGUUUGUAUCUGGCAACGUUUUGCCUUUUUCCAGCGGAUGUUUUUUUUUUAAUCGUUUAUACUUUAUUUACUUUGAGCUGGGAAAGUCGCAAGUACUGGAUAUACUAGUAUCCAGCUGUAAUUUUUCAGUAAUAUAACUUGAGUGUUCUCUUGAGGCCAACAUAAUAAUUACUAUUAUGCUCUCUUUCGUGUUUUUUUUUAGUUUGAAGCCAGUCAGGUAGUUUGAUUGUACGAUUUAAAUUAAUGUAUUUCCGGGGAUUCCGUUUAUUCAAAACCUUCCCCGUGCGA
Messenger RNA from Sycon ciliatum, 1630 nucleotides. RefSeq names its product guanosine-3',5'-bis(diphosphate) 3'-pyrophosphohydrolase MESH1-like. NCBI's taxonomy places the organism in Eukaryota, Metazoa, Porifera, Calcarea, Leucosolenida, Sycettidae. The record is from RefSeq and is a predicted model, not a curated record. Gene Ontology annotation, molecular function: guanosine-3',5'-bis(diphosphate) 3'-diphosphatase activity. The coding region runs from base 274 to 810 and encodes 178 amino acids. The transcript is spliced from 2 exons.